UAAGCUUUAUUUGAUAGUUUUAUUCUACUUUUCAUGUAAGUAGUCGCAUGUCUAUAGCAGCAUCUGACAACUAAGGAUUUUUCGUUUUUGUCUUUUUUUAAUGGCAAGCGGGGAAACAAUAAAGUAACUUCAUAAUUGAUACCACGUAAAUUACAUUAAAAGAACUAAUAAAAGGCGUACUCGUUGCUUGGCAACACUUGUUGUCAUUCCCAUCGUCAUUGUCAUUAAUCAUUAUCAUUAUCAUCGACAACAACACAAUUGUUAUUGAAGAAAGAAUUAAGCAGGUGAUAUACGUUUUCAAUUAGAGGCUAAUUUUUCACACAAUAAUGCCCUCAGACCUGGUUGGUAAAUGGAGAGUGUCUUUAGCUGAUGGUGUACAUGACUUAGAAUUUGAACAUGGAACGACUUCUGGCAAAAGAGUUGUUCGCGUUGACGGGAAGGAGAUUUACCGUGUGGACUGGUUGUUUAAGCUGGUCGGUGGAGUCCAAUUCAACAUUGGUAAGACCAAAUGUGUUAUUAACAUCGAUGCAUCCAAUGGAUUUUCUUACCAAUACACCUUACAAGUGAAUGGACAAGACUAUGAAAACUUCAUGGAAAACCAACGCAAGAUCAUGAAAUCAUGGAUUGUCAACGUUGCUGAAAACCCUAUCAGAAUUACCCUCGAAAAGGACACUCUUGAAAUCUGGAUCAAUGGAGAAAAAGCCAACCCAACAGCAGAAUUUGUGGAUGGUGGAACAGAGACCCACUUCGAAAUUUGUGACCAUUCUGCAUACAUCCGAGCAUCAAGUAGUGGCAAUCGUAGGUCUGGUAUUGUUUAUUCUCUGUUUGUGGAUGAGCAAGAAAUAGCUCCAGUCAGCCUUGAUGAUACGUAACUUAUACUGACCUGAUGAAGUUUCUUAUACUUCUUUGGUGUGUGUUUGUAAUACUGUUUUUUUGUCUUUUUUGUAAUACCAAUUUACAAUAGAAGAAAGAGGAUAUAUAUCUAUAUCUAU
Octopus bimaculoides (California two-spot octopus) is the source of this 992-nucleotide messenger RNA. Its product is annotated as fas apoptotic inhibitory molecule 1. The record is from RefSeq and is a predicted model, not a curated record. Gene Ontology annotation, biological process: negative regulation of extrinsic apoptotic signaling pathway via death domain receptors. Lineage: Eukaryota; Metazoa; Mollusca; Cephalopoda; Octopoda; Octopodidae.